AUGAAGAGGAAGAGGCAGGGUUGGAACUAAUGGCUCCACAGGCCAAACGGCGAUGCAGAGAGGUGAUCCCAAACUGGGACUCCUUGCAGGAUGGGGAGGACGCCCUGGAUGAGAUGCUGCAGUACCUGGGAUACUCCAGCCCAGAGUGCCUACAACGCACUGGCACACCCCUCAACAUUCCAGCCCUGCCGCCCACUUGCGUGUCUGAGAAGCAAGAGAAUGAUGUCAUCAAUGCAAUCCUGAAGCAGUGUGCCGAAGAGCGGGACUUCGCACUCUAUCGUGGGAAUGACCUGAGCAUGAGGGCUGUAGUGCAGCAAGAGCCAAGCCCACAGAGACCCCAGUCAGCCUUCUACUACUGCAAACUGCUCCUCAACAUACUGGGCAUGAACUCCUGGGAAAAGAGAAACAGUUUCCACCUGCUGAAGAAGAACGAAAAACUACUGAGAGAGCUGAAGAAUCUGGAUUCAAGGCAGUGUCGUGAAACACACAAGAUUGCGGUGUUUUACGUGGCAGAGGGGCAGGAAGACAAGCACUCAAUACUGUCCAACACCGCCGGGAGUCAGGCCUAUGAAGACUUUGUGUCAGGCCUGGGCUGGGAGGUGAACUUAACGAGUCAUUGUGGUUUCAUGGGCGGCCUGCAGAGGAACAAGAGCACGGGUUUGACCAUGCCCUACUUCGCCACUUCUACAGUUGAAGUCAUGUUCCACGUCUCCACACGCAUGCCUCCGGACUCCGACGACUCGCUCACUAAAAAGCUAAGACACCUGGGUAAUGAUGAAGUGCAUAUCGUGUGGUCCGAGCACUCGCGGGACUACCGGAGAGGCAUCAUUCCUACUGAGUUUGGAGACGUGCUCAUCAUCAUCUACCCCAUGAAGAACCACAUGUACAGCAUCCAGAUCAUUAAAAAACCCGAGGUGCCAUUUUUCGGUCCCUUGUUUGAUGGAGCCAUAGUGGAUGGAAAUAUCUUACCCACAGUGGUGCGAGCUACAGCCAUCAACGCCAGCAGAGCUCUGAAAUCCCUCAUCCCUCUUUACCAAAAUUUCUACGAAGAGAGAGCAAGGUAUCUGGAGACGAUAGUCCAGCACCACUUGGAACCGACAACAUUUGAGGACUAUGCGGCUCGUGUUUUCUGCCCUGCACCUUUCCACCAUCUUCCCUCCGAAGCAGGCUCAUGCCUCGAGAGUCAGCUGGCAGAAAGUCCAGCAAUGCAGGUAGACGGGAGCGACUUAGCCUCGCCAAUAUCACCUCGUGCUAGCAAGAGCCGGAUGUCCAUGAAGCUUCGCCGUUCCUCGGGCUCUGCCAACAAGACUUGACCUGAGUGAGCAAACACACACUUCACUCCAUUCGCUCUCGCCAGAACUCCGCCCACUGCACUGUCAGAGACAAACCACACCCUCUCGCCUGCGGUAGCCACACCCCCUCGCCUGCGGUAGCCACACCCCCAAUGCUGUCUGAAUCCUCCCAUUCAGAGCCAGAGUGAUGAACAACGACUGAAAUGUUUUUUUUUUUUUUUUUUUUUUUUUGUCAUCGCUGAUGGAUAUUGUGUUGCGUUUUACCUUAACUUCCUUUACUGUUGUCGUAGCUGGUGCCACUGUAGCUGCCUACUACUCGAGUGCCAGUGAUCAUAAAAAAAAAAUAUAAUCAUUACGAUAAUGUUUCUUUUUGAUUGCCAUCAUAUCAACCACCACUUUUUAGAUUUGUACAGAAGACGCGGUAAUUGAUGGCGAAAGAAGUGUCCAAAAACAUGUUGUGGAGCAGAUUUGUGUUUCACAUUUCAGUUUGUUUCACUCCUAAUGUGGAACAUGUUUUAUAUAACAUUGACACUCACAUUUGUUUGUUUAUUUGCUGGUUUUCUUUAUGGAUGACGGUUUAUUGCAAUUUGUAAAUCAGUUUUCGCUUCGUUAGAAUGUUACUGAUUUUUUUUAUGUUGAUGUUAUACUGAACGGGCCCCCUUUGUCAUUUGUAACGGUUAUUUGUGUGUGUGUGUGUGUGUGUGUAUAUAUCUAUAAAUAUAAAAUAUAUACAUAUUUAAUGUAUGUGUAUAGUGUAUGAACAGUAUCUGAUCUGUGUACAUAUUUACCAAUAUUUAAAUCAACCAAAAAAACAAAGUGAAACGGCCACUUAGAACAAGUCAAAGAACAAGUCUUCAGCUUGAAUGUCUGUCUGUAUGGCUAGAUUUUUGCUGGACUCUGUCUUGUUAUUUUCGUUUCAUUGCACAGCAGCCUUAGAGACGAGCCCAUGCAGGUUUAUCAGCUCAUUUACAGAAUAAAUCAUUUGACUGCAAUGCUCUUUUUGAUUCACCUCGUCUUAGAUGGGAUUUUUAAGGAAAGUGUGAAUGAGUUGCCACAUUAACAGGUCUUGCAGGGAGACGGCAAUGUUGCCAAAUUUAACUGAACUACCCACUUCAGGACUUUUUAAGCUAGUUCAACAGUGCACAUGGCAUGUUUCAGACAACUGGACAGCCUUUAAUGUAAUCAUGUCCUGUUUUUGUUUUUUUUUCUUUCUAAACAUGUAGAUGUGGAAGUGUACAAAAAAAAAGUCUUCGACACUAGCUUUGGUCUGCACUUUUCCGUUUAAUUUUGACCGUUUAAGGGAUAUAAGGGUAUCUGACCCUGUAGAUGACGGAUGCAAGUUAUUACUGUUGCCAUGUUUAAGAUAAAAUCAAGUUUGUAUAUUUUCUUGAAAGCUAUGCGAGACUUCAUGGGGUCAGAUUUUAUUAUUUUCUUUUUAAUUUGAAUUUAUCAGAAAAAAAAAAAAAUACUUGUGGAGUUGAAAUCAUGCAGCACCCUUCUGGAUUGAAAUUAUAAAGUGUAUAUUAAAGGCCUGCACACAAGCAACUGAGACCUGUACGUAAUUUCAAGAGGAAAUAAACAUCCUCAUGGGUAGAUUUUGUGUAUGUUACUACUGAUCAAAUGCUGCAUGAUUCCAGGACUAACUGCAUGUGUUGAUAAAACAGCUGCACACGCACAGAUCCACAAUAUUGUCACAUGCUAGUAACUCUGUACAUUUGUAUCGGAUGUUGAAGGAGAGUGGAUGUGCAACUACAAUUAAGAAUAAAAAUAUUCUUACAACAUA
Molecule: messenger RNA, 3075 nt
Organism: Carassius auratus (goldfish)
Lineage: Eukaryota; Metazoa; Chordata; Actinopteri; Cypriniformes; Cyprinidae
Product: ral GTPase-activating protein subunit alpha-1-like
Exons: 8
Coding region: 30-1313 (427 amino acids)
Biological process (GO): regulation of small GTPase mediated signal transduction; positive regulation of GTPase activity
Cellular component (GO): cytoplasm; nucleus
Molecular function (GO): GTPase activator activity
Source: RefSeq, a predicted model, not a curated record